Messenger RNA from Bactrocera tryoni, 1841 nucleotides. It is a transcript of the gene Vdup1, whose product is annotated as arrestin domain-containing protein 17. Gene Ontology annotation, cellular component: cytoplasm. The record is from RefSeq and is a predicted model, not a curated record. Bases 604 to 1626 code for a protein of 340 amino acids. The transcript is spliced from 4 exons. Lineage: Eukaryota; Metazoa; Arthropoda; Insecta; Diptera; Tephritidae. Gene Ontology annotation, biological process: protein transport.
ACACACAUAGAUGGUUAUAAGUGUGGUGUAUGAUGCUUUAAAAUGCUCGAUUUGAAUAUCAGUUGGCCUCUCAGUGCUCAAUAGGCCAAAUGAGUUGAUAUAAACGUGUUUUGAGCUUGGCCCAAAGUAAGAGACACAGUUGAGUACGAUUGCAAGUACACAUACACACAUACACCAGUAUAUACCGACGGCUGUGCCCAACAUCUGAGCCAAGUUAGCCGAAUAGUGCUUGGUUAGUUGUGUUACGAUCGACGUUGGGCGCUGUUAUACUCUGAAAUGACCGACGGAUGUGGAAAGACGCACGAUCGACUUAUUUUCAAUAUAUAUAUAUAAUUUAAAAAUAUAUUAAAAAUUGGAAUAAAGUUACAAUUGUGAUAUAAUACUUUAAAAACAAAUCUAAUUAAUCGAGCAGAGUUGAAAAUGCAAAGAAUAUAUAUAUAAAUAUAAUUUGAAGCCGCGUUAAACUCUCCGCGAAUUAUUCACGACAAAUAGACUAUAAUAUAGUACACUAUUUACAUAAAUACUCAUAACACUACCGAAUUGGUUACCAAUCACCAUAACAGCUUUCGAAAUAGAAAGUAAUGCAGCAGUAAUUUACAAAAAAUGCCACGAAAACUCUUGAAAUUCCUCAUAAUCUUCGAUAAUACAUCACUCUUGUAUUUCCCUGGCCAAUUUCUAUCCGGUCGCGUACUUAUCGAACUACAAGAUGACACACCCGCGCUGGGUCUGCACUUUCACGUUGUCGGCGAAGGUGUAGUACGCGCAGGUACCGCACGGCAGGAGCGUACUUAUGACAAAGAGAAUUAUAUUGAUUUCCGUAUGCGACUAUUGGGCGAUGUGGAUCAAGGACCCUCAGUGCUCUCGCCUGGCAUACACAGUUUUCCAUUUAAAUUGGGUCUGCCCGUGGGUUUGCCAUCCACGUUUUUAGGACGUUAUGGUUGGAUACAGUACUAUUGCAAGGCGGCUUUGCGUGAACCGAACGGACUGAUACACAAAAAUCAUCAAGUAUUCAUAGUGAUGAAUCCGAUCGAUCUAAAUUUGGAGCGUCCGAUUCUGUCGCAACCAUUUACGUGUGAGAUCGAGCACAAACUUGGCGUGGCCUGUGUGGGCGGCGGCAAAGUUGUUGCGCGAGUGGCACUCGAUCGUGGCGGCUACGUGCCGGGGGAGAGCAUAUUGAUUACCGCAUACAUUUCGAAUCACAGUAAUGUGACGAUUAAACGGACAAAGGCCUCACUAACCGAGACCAUUGAAUACUUGGCACGUGGGAAAGUGGUGCAAACGGAGAAACGCGCAUUGGCCACUUUGGCGCGUGGAAAAAUUCGUCCAGGCGGUAAGGAUGAGUGGCAAAACGAUAGUUUGUAUGUACCACCGUUGCCGCCGACAAAUCUGCAUGGCUGCCAUUUGAUAAAAAUCUCCUACGACGUGUUUUUCGUAAUCGAGCCGAAAUCUUUGGAGAAAGAAAUCAAAUUACAGCUGCCCAUAGUUUUAGCUACAUAUCCAUUUCGCAAUAACGGCAAUGAUGUUUCGAAUACUUGGCCAGAUUCAGUGUUAAAACCGGACACACAUUACCCGUCAACGUUGCCUAUCUUUCGUCCGUGGUUGCAUGAGAAGCCCGAACCCAAUUGAGCAUAAGGAAAUGAAUUCACACUACGCAUGUAUGUAAGAUAGUCGGAGGAAGGAUAUACAUACAUACAUACAGACAUAUAUUCUUAAGAAACAAGCGAGCAGUGAUUACGUUUAAAGAAAAUCUUAUAAAGAAUUCGCGAAGUAAAAUUCGUUUAUUUUAUGUAUAUUUUAGGGUAUCUGUUGCUUCCAAAUAGAUUUUUUUUGCAAACGCCGCC